Molecule: messenger RNA, 993 nt
Organism: Panicum virgatum (switchgrass)
Lineage: Eukaryota; Viridiplantae; Streptophyta; Magnoliopsida; Poales; Poaceae
Product: flavanone 3-dioxygenase 3-like
Exons: 3
Coding region: 1-978 (325 amino acids)
Source: RefSeq, a predicted model, not a curated record
AUGUCUGACUUGUCAAGGACUGUCCCUCAGGAGCUGCUCCCGUCGGAUGACCUGCAUCCGCAGCCAAUGCCGGUGAUCAACCUCGGCCACCUCAGCCUUGAUUCCGCAACCCGAUGCCGUGUGGUUGAUGAUAUUGCCAAAGCAUGCCGUGAUCUAGGGUACUUCCAGGUUAUAAACCAUGGGAUCAGUCAAUCUGUCAUGGAUUGUGCUCUUGAAGCAGCUUCAGAUUUCUUCAAACUACCAAGUGAGACAAAGGAAAAGUUUGCAUCGGAGGACCUCCGACGACCUGUUAGAUAUGAUACAAGCUCAAAAGAUAGCAUUAGCAUGUCCCGGGCAUUCCUAAAGCAUUAUGCCCAUCCACUCAGCGAAUGGAUUCAAUAUUGGCCACAGCAACCACCAAUCUACAGGAAAUACAUGGGAAAGUAUGCUUCUGAAGUAAGGAUGGUGGCUUUGCAACUGAUGGAAGCAAUAGUAGAAGGCCUAGGAUUGGGCCAGGAAUACCUGAACGAGAAAUUUCAUGAAGGCUCCCAACUAUUGUCAGUGAACUGCUACCCUAAAGCAUCACAAAGUGCCACGACUAUAGGACUGGCUCCACAUUCUGAUUAUGGAUUUCUUACCAUCUUGCUCACAAGUUGUGGGGGGCUUGAAGUUGUUGACCCCAGCAGCAAAAUCUGGAAAAGGGUUCAGCAACUUCCACACGCUUUGCAUGUUCACAUUGGUGACCACAUGGAAGUCCUGAGCAAUGGCAGAAUGAAAACAGUUGUGCAUCGCGCCCUUCUGAAUCCUGAAGAAGCAAGGAUUUCUAUAGCUAGCAUUCAUGGUUUUGCACUAAAUGAGAAGGUCACCUGUGCCAAGGAGCUAGUGGAUGAAGAAAAUCCCCCAAAGUACAAAGAGAGCAGCUUCAGUGACUUCCUUGACCAUCUCAAAGCUAAUAUGGACAACAAGCACAGGAACUUUCUCGAAAGCCUUCGAAUGUAAGGAUUGCAGAGCAUA